CAGCGCUGCGCAGCUCGAGCCUUCCCCCCCGGCGGCACAGUCCUGCCACCGCCCGGCAGAUCUCCCUCGCGCCCAGGCCAGCCACAUCGGCCCGGCUCCGGUACAGGACAAGCCCCGCCGUCGGCAAGACCAUCGCCAGCUCUGCAACCUCCGCCGCCGACCUCGUACACCGACGAACCUUCGAACACCGACUCGCCCUCGAGCUCCAGCUCGGCGACACCAACUUGCUCCCACCCGGGCCUGUCCGUUGGGCUCAGCUUCUCUUUCGCGUUUUGGACCGCCGUCCGACUGGUUGCCCCAGCUCGCGCCUACACCCCAACUGCCACGACCCAUCUCAUCUACUGAACACAAAUCAACACUCGCACACACAUUCACACAUUUAA
Molecule: messenger RNA, 383 nt
Organism: Protopolystoma xenopodis
Lineage: Eukaryota; Metazoa; Platyhelminthes; Monogenea; Polystomatidea; Polystomatidae
Source: the annotation of a GenBank genome assembly